Messenger RNA from Schizosaccharomyces cryophilus OY26, 1402 nucleotides. RefSeq names its product uridine diphosphate-N-acetylglucosamine transporter Hut1. Lineage: Eukaryota; Fungi; Ascomycota; Schizosaccharomycetes; Schizosaccharomycetales; Schizosaccharomycetaceae. Gene Ontology annotation, biological process: UDP-galactose transmembrane transport. The coding region runs from base 301 to 1272 and encodes 323 amino acids. Gene Ontology annotation, cellular component: Golgi membrane; endoplasmic reticulum membrane. The record is from RefSeq and is a predicted model, not a curated record. Gene Ontology annotation, molecular function: UDP-glucose transmembrane transporter activity; UDP-galactose transmembrane transporter activity. The transcript has a single exon.
CGAACGGUGUUUUGCACUUGGAGACAAUGGUGGUGGUACGAAAAGCAUAACCUCAGAAGCAUUCCUCUUUAGGCUGAAAAACCGUUAAAAACAAAUAUUCCGUGAACAAAUCCUUGAUUUUAUAUCAAAAGCAGCUUUUUUUAAGUGUGUUUUACUUAUUUUGGAAAAGUUUUGCGUUUGGUUAAAUUAGGCACACAUGGUGCUAUGAAAAUUCGUUGAAAUUCUUUUAAAAGGUACUUGAUUGUUUGUCAUUUCUUAGGUUUUUUCCCCUCACUCAGCUCGUUGUCAAUUAGUAGCAGCAUGUCUGGCUCUCUUACACAAUUGCUCUUAUGCAUGAUUGGUAUUUAUGGAUCCUUCCUUUCAUGGGCUGUCAUGCAAGAGAAGAUUAUCACUCGAACCUAUGAUGGAGAACGAUUUCGCUGUCCAGUUUUGCUUACACUGGCUCAGUCUUUGACAACGGUUUUGUGCGGGUUUGUCUGGAAUUGGUUGCAUGGUGUACGAACAAAAGGCUUGACUGAACCCAAGUUCCUUGGCUAUUUUUCUAGCAUUGCUCUUUCGUCGAGUUUGAGCUCCUAUUUUGGGUAUGCCAGUAUGUUUCAUUUAUCAUACCCAACGGUCAUCCUUGGAAAGUCGUGCAAACUCUUGCCCGUUAUAGCUCUCCACGUGUUGUUAUACAAACGAAGAUUUCCCCCUCAUAAGUACCUAAUCGUCUCUUUGAUUACCUCCGGUGUCACUGUAUUUAGCUACUUUCAAAGCGCUGGUUCGAAAAGUAAGCAUGCAGAAAAUGACAGUCUAUUCGGCUUGCUUCUCUUGUUCUUCAAUUUAUUCAUGGACGGGAUUACAAACACCACUCAAGACAAAGUUUUCGGUAAAUACAAGGUUUCGAGCACCACUAUGAUGAUCGCUGUCAAUCUGGGCAUUACUUGCCUAAAUGCAUUAUACUUUAUAUCGCCUUUUUCAAAUCAGCAAGAAGCUUUGGCAUUUUUACAAGCUCAUCCUUCCCUGAUACGUGACAUUGUAUUGUUUGCUUGUACUGGAUCUGUUGGUCAAUUGUUUAUAUUUUACACCCUAGAGAAAUUUGGUAGUAUCACAUUGGUGACAAUUACGUUGACACGGAAGAUCUUUACAAUGCUUCUUAGUAUUGCUUAUUUCCACCAUUCCGUUUCUUUGCUUCAAUGGGCUGGCAUUGCACUUGUUUUCUUAGGAAUCUCUACAGAAGCCUUUUUGAAGAUCACAGCUAAAAACAACUCUAAAGAGAGAAAAGCAAAAUAGUCAUCUUCAUUUCUAUAUUUAUUUAUAACAUCCUUCGUUUAACUAUAAAUAAUACUUGGAUUCAUUUCGUCUAGAUCAGAACAUUAAUUACUGUGAAGCUCCAGUCCGUAAAAUUAAAAGUACAUGCAAG